CCCUCAAUAUUCUCCGUAGAACGUGCUUGCUUGCCAACUUGAUUUAGUAGUGUGGUAGAAAGUCUUCUGAAGAACCAGCAUCUCUGCAGGUAGCAGGUUAAUUUAUCACAACACAUCAUGGCAGAAAAUCAAGCAAUGUCUGAACUUGAGCAGAAGGUGGCAAGACAGAUUGAGUACUACUUUGGUGAUCACAACCUUCCAAGAGACAAGUUCCUCAAAGAACAGUUGCAGCUCGAUGAUGGCUGGGUGACCCUGGAGACUAUGCUGAAGUUUAACAGACUGAAAUGCUUGACAACCGAUCCCAACGUAAUUGUUGAGUCUCUGAAAAAAUCCAAGACUGGCCUUUUGGAAAUGAGUGAGGAUAAAACAAAAAUCAGGAGAAUUUCAAGCAAGCCUUUACCAGAACUGAAUGACGAGUACAAAGAUGCCCUCAAACACAAAUCUGUGUACAUUAAAGGUUUUCCAUUGGAGACGACGCUUGAUGAAAUUGAUGGGUGGCUGAAAGGGAAAGGCGUCAUCGAAAACAUUCAGAUGAGACGAAACUUGCAAAAGAAGUUCAAGGGCUCCGUGUUCCUGACUUUUGACACUGAAGAAGUAUCAAAGCAGUUCCUUGGACGCACAGACACCAAAUCAUUCAAAGAAAAUGAAAUGAUUGUACUGUCAAGAGAGGACUACCAUGCAAAGAAGGCAGAGGAUAGAAAACAGUUAAAAGCGGAGGCAAAGGCUAAAGCUAAACAAGACAAGGACGAAAAACAAAAGCAUGCAGAGGAAGAGGAAAUGAAAUCUCUGGAUGAGCAGACCGGAUGCCUGCUGAAGUUCUCAGGCAAUCUUGACAGUGUUUCAAGAGAGGACUUUCACGAGGUUUUCUCAGGUCAUGGUCAAAUCAAAUGGAUUGAUUUCAUCAGGGGUGCCAAAGAGGGUACCAUCCUCUUCAGAGUGAGUGCUAAGGAAGCUUUUGAUAAGGCCAAAGAAGCAAAUGGAGGAAACUUGAAAAUUAAAGACAAAGAUGUUACUUGGGAGGUGGUGGAGGGAGAUGCUGAGAGGGAAACUCUGAAAAAGAUAAUUGAAGACCAACAGGAAUCUCUCAACAAACAAAGAGGCAGAGGUGGCCGAAAAUCAGGUGGGAGAGGGGGGAGAGGAGGACGAAGGGACAGGGGUGGACGUGAUGGCAAAUCACACUACCAAGGCAGAAAGACCAAAUUUGAUGAUGGUGAUAAUGACGCACCUCCUAGUCCAAAGAAGCGAGCACUGGCAGGAGCGGGCAAAGACGCUGAUGCUCCAGCUGCAAAGGUUGCCAAAACUCCGAAUGGUUCUUAGAAAUGAUAUCUACUGCACAUCUCAAUGAAAUAUUGCAUUUGAAAAGGAACUAACUGAAAACAUAGAACAACUUUAUUCCAUUCCAGUGGAGGCUUCAAGAGAACUGUAGACCACCUUGAUGUCAACCUAGAAAACAAUUUGUAAUGCAAAUGAAAACGGUGAAUUUCUACCCUGAACAUCAUUUUUUUUUUUUAAUGGGUUUGUCUUAUUUAAUAUGGAUUUAAUUUGUUGACUGCGUCUGAACAUGAUUUCAUUUCAACAGGAGUGUAUUAUGCUUGUAUUAUGCUUGUUCGUCACCUCCGUAUGAAGACGUGCAUGUCAAUAGAAAGUUGUUAAUCAGUGGCAUUAAAUUUUUCCUCAAUUAUUUUAAUUGUGUAUACUGUUCAAUCCUAAAGCCCAGUUCUAGGUUCUUCCUAAUUUACUUUUUUGAAUAGCCGAUAAAAUGUGAUUUUUAAAUUGACAGACUUUUGUUAACAUUGCCCUUUAAUGAUGUAGAUUUUUGUGGAACUUGUAGGACGCUGGCAAGUCACAUCUUAGCUCUGUCAAGGAGAGAAACACGGGCAGGAUCGAUUUGUAUACUUGUUCGGCAUUUGUUACCUGCUAUUCCAAGUUAUACUCUUUUGUCACUUGCUUUCUUCUGUAUGUGCUGAAAUUCUGCAAAAAGAGAAAUUGGACAACCAAUUAUGACAGACGUUGAUGGAGUAAUACACCACAAUUGAGUGUUCUGAAAACUUACAUCUCGUGUUGAUGUUUUUUGACAGGACUAUACUGCUGUCAUUACCAUAGUUAAAGCGGUCCUCAAACUGCAUGUCCAAACCUUUAUUUAAUUUAAAUUUUUUAGAAAGCGAUCAAGGUUUCUCAACUUUUUAUAUUUGAAGUGAGAACUUGCCUUGGUUGUGUUUGGUACCAAACGGGGGAUUCAUUAUCACGGUGUCAUAUUCCUUGGCAUAUCCAUGGGCUCUCAGGAAACGCAUGUUACACUGGAUCAGGUCUUAGAAUAUCUCCAGUGUAUCGUCAAUGGCAAACCCAACAAACUAAGAAAGAACUGAAAAGUUAUAGUGGAGUAUUAUUUUCUUACCCUGCAUCAAGCAUUGCUGCACCAAUGUUAAGAACUCAGCAUCCCAAAUCUGCAACCAAUUUGCCUUUGAUGUCAUGUGUUGUGGAUUGUAUAAAGCAUAUUUUAUUUAACCAGA
Molecule: messenger RNA, 2510 nt
Organism: Oncorhynchus masou masou (cherry salmon)
Lineage: Eukaryota; Metazoa; Chordata; Actinopteri; Salmoniformes; Salmonidae
Product: lupus La protein homolog B-like
Exons: 12
Coding region: 118-1317 (399 amino acids)
Biological process (GO): tRNA processing
Cellular component (GO): ribonucleoprotein complex; nucleus
Molecular function (GO): mRNA binding
Source: RefSeq, a predicted model, not a curated record